Messenger RNA from Cloeon dipterum, 1370 nucleotides. RefSeq lists its product as uncharacterized. The transcript has 7 exons. Lineage: Eukaryota; Metazoa; Arthropoda; Insecta; Ephemeroptera; Baetidae. Bases 34 to 1326 code for a protein of 430 amino acids. The record is from RefSeq and is a predicted model, not a curated record.
CGUGCACAGGGAAUUUUGGAUUUUUCAGAAACGAUGCGUGCGUGUGUGGUGAUAGUUUUGGGGUUGCUGGGCGCGCUGGUCGGUGCCCAGGACAACGUGUUGCCGCGCCUCAUCGACCAAUUUUCCCUCGGACAUCCCGCCUUCGUGCAGCUCUACGCCUCGGAACAAAACGUCGACCCCCUCGACAAAUACACGCUCUACAUCUCCAACUUUGAUCCGCUCUCCAUUCUCCAGACGGACGACAUUUACCUGCUGCGCUCGCCGGGACGCCAGCUGAACGACGUGGCCAACUGGGCACCCACCCUGAUCGACCAGAAGAACUACUGGCCCAACGACGUCAACUUGAUGCCCAGCAACGUUGUGGGACGCGAAGGCAUCGUCUGGACGUCCGGUUUCUUGGUGCCCGGAAAAACACAGGGAGCUCUGAACAUUUACUUCACGGACGAGGAUCCCGUCGUGCGAGCCGGAAACCUAGCCACUUAUGACUACCUGGCGUUUUCGUACCACCGCGUGAUUUGGUACGACGUGAACAAGGACGGUCUGUUGGACGCGCUGACCGCCAGGUUCCACCUGCCGACCGUGGGCGAGCCGACCUACGAAAUGGUCUGGAUGGAGAACCCCGGCGGCGACCUGUAUUCCGGCUGGCAGCAGCACAGAAUCACCUACGGCCCCGACGUCCACUUCCGUUUGUCCACCUUCCAGGUGGCGGGACAGGACUUCUUCGUGCUCAUCGUCGGAGAAUUCUUCACCGAACGCCUGGUCGUCUACUACGCCGCCGACGGCUCCGACUCCUUCCUCAGCGACCCCUCCACCAUUCUGUCUGUGGUGAUUGACGACGUGAACGUGGGCCAAAUCUUCGACCUGGAAGUCGGCGACCUGAACCUGGACGGCAAACCUGAGCUGACGGUGUGCGGCUACAACCACACUCUGGGUAGCGUGUUCGUUUUCCCCGUUCCGGACGACUUCCGGUCCGAUCCGUGGGAGCGAAUCGUGAUCGCCGACAACUUCAAGGCUAACCUGAUCAUCGGGGGUCAGUCCAUGACCCCCGGCGCCCCCCACACCUUCUACAAGAGCGUCCAGCACCAACAGUCAGGGGAGAAGCCGUACGUGUUCGUGUCCGGCGACGACGACGGCAGGCAUUACAUUUUGGAGCCUGUCAGCCAGGACCCUGCCGACUGGACCUACAACAAACACCUGCUGGUCGACACCAAUGCCACGACAACAGGCAAAUAUGCGAUUGCCGAUUUGGACAACGACGGCUACAACGAGAUUGUUGCUGCUGGAUUUACCGCCAAUGAGGUUUACGUUUACACCUAUGCGCCUUAAAAUAGGAUUUUUGUCUUGGAAAAUAAAUUAUAAGAUUUAAUGAA